Messenger RNA from Trematosphaeria pertusa, 750 nucleotides. RefSeq lists its product as uncharacterized. Gene Ontology annotation, molecular function: protein binding. The transcript is spliced from 3 exons. The record is from RefSeq and is a predicted model, not a curated record. Lineage: Eukaryota; Fungi; Ascomycota; Dothideomycetes; Pleosporales; Trematosphaeriaceae. Bases 1 to 750 code for a protein of 249 amino acids.
AUGAUAGAAGAAUCGCGCAAUGCCUAUUCCGCCGGCGACUAUUGCGAUCUCGUUAUCACCUGCCGGGGCGAUGUAUACAACGUACACAAAGUCAUUGUGUGUCCGCGCGCGGAGUUCUUUGCCAAGGCUGUCAAGUUCGGCGGAAAGGAGGCCCACGACAAUGUGAUUGAUCUACCAGCGGACGAUCCCCAUGCCGUCAAGCUCCUGAUCCAGUACCUCUACGAGGCGGACUAUAACCCUCCUGUGUCGGCCCCAGCCCUUAAGGAUGACGUCAAUGUCAACUCUCAAGCUCCUGAGCAUUCAUGCCCUCAUAGGCAUUGUGCGAGGAUAGUCUGUCGUCAUCACCUCUGCGGCCUUACAUGCGUCAGCAACUGCCGUGGAUUUCGGUGUUCGAAGUGCCCGAAGCCCUCUCCAACGAACGUCUCCGGUCCGCCCGAACAGCUUCUUACGCACUCUAAGAUGUACGAACUGGGAGACAGAUACGGAGUCGCAGGCUUGAAGAAGCUGGCACAAGAGAAGUUCAAGAUCGCUUGCCAGCACUUCUGGGAUGAUCCGGCGUUUCCUUCCGCUGCUGAUCACGCGUUCACGACGACCGUGGAUCAGGAUAAGGGUCUGAGGGAUGUGGUUCGCAAGACGAUCUACGAUCACAUCGCGCUUGUCAAGAAACCGGAGGUUCAGGCCUUUCUAGCUGAGGCUGGUCUUGGUAUUGGCAUUUUGGUGGAUAAGAUGGAGGAGCUGGGCUGGCCUUGA